Molecule: messenger RNA, 17806 nt
Organism: Paramuricea clavata
Lineage: Eukaryota; Metazoa; Cnidaria; Anthozoa; Malacalcyonacea; Plexauridae
Source: the annotation of a GenBank genome assembly
AUGACUUCAAAAUUAUCGGUUGAAGUUUUUGUUUUCGCUUAUAUUAACAAUAUUGUCGUGUUGUCGGCAUACUCUUUAUUACUAAACAAGCGUUCUAAUCUUGAAAAAUCUUCUGGAAACAAUAACGAUGAAUCAAGCCUCACUUUUAGGAAUUCUAAUACGAUAGAAAGUUUACAAAUUCAAAAAGACUUGAAAACCUUUGACGAAGGGUUACGCAAACGGAACGAAUCUGUUUCGAUUGUCGGUAUAAGUUGUCGUUUUGCGAAAGGCGUGAAUUCUAAAGAUGCGUUUUGGGAUUUGCUUGUCGGAGGUGGUUGCGUCAUCGGUUCGUACCCAGAGAACAGACUCGAAGCUUUGGCGUUGAAACGUUUUUAUAACCCCGCGCGGCAAGUCCCAGGAAAACACUAUACCCUAAAAGGCGCAUUUUUGGACGAAAUCGCCGGAUUCGACGCACAGUUUUUCGGCAUUUCUCCGGCAGAAUGUCGCGCGAUGGACCCCCAGCAGAGACUGUUGCUUCAAAGCGUUUACGAAGCGAUAGAAGACGCGGGCUCACGGCUCGAGGACUUACAAAAAUGUCGAACCGGAGUUUAUGUAGGACUUAUGAACUUAGACUACGGGCGGCUACUUCUGGAUGACGGAAACGUGCAGAAUAUUGAUGAGUUUGCGUCAACUGGGAUCACUGCAUCAACGGCAGCCAAUCGGAUUUCAUUCUCGCUGAAUUUAAACGGUCCAAGUUUAACGGUCGAUACGGCAUGCUCGUCUUCGUUGAGUGCUCUAAAUAUAGCAGUGACGCAUUUAAAAGCACGCGAAUGUGAUGUGGCGAUCGUCUGCGCGCCGAAUUUAAUUCUAGCGCGAUAUUUUCACACGGCGUGUUGUCGAACUGGACUGCUCGCCGAGGACGGACGAUGCAAAAGUUUCGACGCGAAGGGAGACGGUUAUGGCCGCGGGGAAGGAAUCGCUGUGGUGGUUUUAAAGCCAACGCAUACAGCUCUACUAGACAACGACAAGCCUUACGCUCAGAUUCUUGCAUGCGGAUUGAAUAACGAUGGUCAGACAGCCAUCCCAAUGACCGCACCCAGCGACAAAAUGCAAGCCGAGUUAGCAAGGAGAGUCUUAAAAGAAUCCGGACUUCGUAAAACUGAUAUUCAGUAUGUGGAAACACACGGGACGGGGACGGCGAUCGGGGAUGUCGUCGAGAUGCGAUCCGUUUCCGAAGUCUACGCGAACACCUCUUCGCGUGUACUUCGUAUAGGUUCGGUGAAAUCGAAUAUUAAUCACACAGAAUCGGCCGCUGGGCUGGCCGGGCUUAUUAAAGUGUGUCUUAUGAUAAAAAAUGGUUAUUUUGUCCCCACGGUGAAUAUCCAAGAGCAAAAACCGCAGUUGAAAAUCGCCGAAAGAAAGAUGAUUGUUCAAACCAAACUUGAGCCUUGGUCGGCGAUCGACGAUAAGCCAAAGACAGCGGCUGUCUGUUCCUAUGGUUACGGUGGCGCAAAUGCCCACGUCAUCGUUCAAGAGGUCCAAUCAACGCAAAGUACGGAAAGUUGCCCGCGAAGACGAGAGGCGUGGGUGUUGACGUUGUCUGCCCGUUCUCGCGAGGCUUUGAGAAUAAUGGCUGAACGGUUUUCAGACUGGCUAGAGCAAAAACCGGACGAUGACUGUAUUUUGAAAGAGGAUAUAUGUUAUACCCUUAACAACAGACGAAGUGUGCUCUCUCAUAGACUUGCUCUGAGUUUCAGCUCAUUCAAACAGGCAGCGAACUUACUAAAACUCUUCUCUAAGGACAGUCCUGGUUGGCAGAAAUUUAUUGCCGUGAACGACAAUCCUACAUCGGUUAAGAAACUGGCUUUUAUAUACGGCGGGCAAGGAAACUGUUGGUAUGCUAUGGCGUCGAAGUUGAUGAAAAAUGAGAAAAGGUUUCAAGAAAGUAUCCAGCAGAUUGAUGAGAUUUUGGCAAAACUUCAAAUUCCUUGGCGUCUCAUGGAAACGUUGGGAAAAAGUGAGUUGGCGAGUUCCCAAAUAGAAGGAAAUCCCAUCGCUCAGAUGGCCCUGUUUGGCGUGCAUUAUGGUAUGACUCAGCUACUCAAAUCCUGGGGUAUAACUCCCUCAGCGGUUGUCGGUCAUAGUUUGGGGGAAAUAUCCGCAGCAUGUGCAGCCCACGUGAUCAGUUUAGAAGAAGCAGUCCAGUUGAUUGUACUUCGUGCAGGACUCCAAGAGAACUGUUCUACCACAGGGCGGAUGAUGGCCGUUGGGAUGUCUCCAGAGACUGCCAAAGAGGUGAUUAGGAGUCUUUGCCUGGUAACUAGUGUUAGCGUGGCUGCGGUGAACAGUCCAGUUAACGUGGUUUUGUCUGGAGAUCAGCAAGCCAUGCACGUCGUUGAAGAUUAUCUACAGAGGAAUCAUGGCGAGGUGUUUUGCAAGAGGCUGGGAACCACCCGGGCUUUCCACAGUCAGGACAUGGAUUCCAUCAAAGAAGAGUUCAUGGAAGAAAUUGAUCGCUUGGAACUUUGUCCAGGUAUGAAAUAACCUUGCAGUCAAUCAACCAAUCCUGAAACAAUAGCCGAAUUCACAUUAGAGACGGGACUCACUCGUUUCAGACAAUUAGACUGGAAACUCAUAAAUCCAGCAACAGACUAGUUUUCCGUCUCAAUUUUUUCGUCUAACUUUCCCUUCCAAACAGACGGGAAAGUUAAACGGGAAUCCCAUCCGUCUAGACGAGAAACUUAUCUUGAAUUUCCAUUCAGACGAUGUUUGAAUUUUUUUAAACCAGGUCGAGUAAGGAUACCAUUCUACUCCACAGUUGCUGGAACCCAGAUCUCUUACCUUUCUCCCGGUCAUUGGUGGAAGAAUAUACGUGAGCCCGUGUUAUUCAGUUCAGCUGUUCACAACAUGAUAUCAGAUGGGUAUAAAAUGUUUGUUGAAAUAAACGCUGCACCCCAGUUUCCUCGAUAUAUGCAGGUAAUUAAAAUAUCAUGUUCAUUAACAGUAAAAUAAUUUCUUGACAAGCCCUGACGGGGAUGUGAAUAUGUAUUCUUUAUAACAAUUACAUUGACAAUAGACCUUUCCCCUUAUAACCAAAAUUUUGAUCUAGGCAAGUCUAGACAAAUAUUUCAUCACAGCUUGAAAGAGCAUCACAAAAUUAGUAAUAUUCCAAAGUUUCGUUGCGAAAUGUUGUAAAAUGAGGAAAAUACAUCCUUGCGAAGUUUGCAAUUUUCAGUCAUUUUGCAUUACAAACGGGAAAUUGCAGCCCCAACACCCGAAUCGUAUGUCAAUUUCCCGUUUGUAAUACAAAAUGACUGAAAAGCGGAAAACUUCGCAAGGCUAUAUUAUCCGCAUUUUACAAGAUUUUGCAACAAAACUUUGGAAUAUUACUAAUUUUGUAAUGCUCUUUCAAGCUGUGAUGAAAUUUUUGUCUAGAUCGAAAUUUUAGUUAUAAGGGGAAAGGUCCAUUACAAAGCAAGAACAACAACAGUAACAGUAACAACAGCAACAUCAAUGACAACGACAGCAACAACAACAACAACAACAACAACAACAACAACAACAACAACAACAACAACAACAACAACAACGACGACGACGACGACGACAACAACAACAACAACAACAACAACAAUCUUUUUCUUCAUUACAGGAAAUUUCUGCUCAGUUUCAAUCAGAAAGGACUACAGAACAACAAACAGAAGUCCUUAUCGAAACGUUACCCAAAAGAUCAGAAACAGACCGUUAUUUAUCGUUUCUCCGUAACUGUCCUGCAACACUUUAUACACAAGGCUUUCCGAUCGCAUGGGACAAAAUUCAGGGGUGUGGAAAUAGGACGUUUAUCCGUUGUCCGAGCUACCCAUGGCAAGAACGAAAGUACUGGUAUCGAGAAUGUGAACCAGCCGAGCAUGUUGGACCGUUGGCAAGUAACACUGAUUUACCUGCAGUCCUGAAUACACCCGAAAAGUUGAAUAUCGGGAGUACCACCUUAGGCUUAACCCAUCCACUGUUAGGAAAGGUCGUUGCGACAAAUGCAUACUCGGGACUGCACGCCUGGUCUUCGGAAAUCGACGUGUUUACCCUUUCAUACUUGAAAGACCACAAAUUUCAAAGUUCGGAAGACGCCGUAAUUCCAGGAGCUAUGUACGUCGAAAUGGGCUUGGCACUAGCAUUGCACAUGUUCCCGGAUGUGCUGCCGCGGUUACAUGACGUCACGUUCGACAAUCUCCUUACCCUCUCCACCAAUGAGAUUGCCCGAUUCUGUAUUCGGUUAGAUACGACAGGAAGGCCUGGUGCGAGACAUGGUUAUGACAUAACGACCGUGGAAGGGAAUGGGAACGAGAUUUUGGUUUCCAAAGGGAUGGUGUCGUUUGAUGAAACACUUCACCACUGCAAGAAAGGUAAGAUAUUUUGGUGAAUGAAUAUCAUAAGUUCGUUCUUGAUUCGAAAACUUCCAUAGGUCCAAGGAAUGUGGUCGCAUUCCUAAAUGUUUUGAUACGAAAACAAGACACGUUUUUCAGGCGAGAGGAAUUAAUAUUAGCAUCCGUGGUUAUCGUAAUCGCACAGCCAGAAGAGGGAAGACCACAGGCCCCAUAUCAAGUGUAUGGUAGCGUAAUUUUUUUACUUGUCUUCGACACUGGGUUCAUUUCAAAUCCGACGCAGUUGUUUUCAAACGGCAUCUCAUUUGGUAGUUUGUAAUGUAUUUGCUUGAAUUUCUUUGUUUUUAGUGACGUGUGGAGCAUCAAAUUCCGCCAAAAUCGCCAACAUAAAAUCACGUCUUUUCAAAGAACCCCUAGACGUUUUCAAUGCAGAAAGAGUGAAAAGACGUUUCGCCUACGGUCCUCAGUUUUCACUGAUCACGGAAAGCUGGUGUUCAGAGACUGAAGCGCUGUGUUCUGUCGUUCUGACCGAGGAGAUCUGUUCAUCUCUAGCUUCGUAUGUUGUCCAUCCCGCCAUCAUCGACGCUUGUUUCCAAAGUCUCUUCUUACUCAAGAAUUCCGUGGAGAAACCUGUACCCUACGGUGCUGCUGACAUCAGGAUGCAUCACAGGAAUUUCACUGAAGUGAUGUAUUGUCACGUGAUCAGUCACGUGGACAAUCACUUGAACAGUCACAUGCACAAUCACGUGGACAGUCACGUGGACAAUCAUGUGAACGGUCUCGUGGAUAAUCUCACGAAAGAACACGCGACAAACCCUGACUCCACCCAAGAGCACAUAUGUAACAUAGUGCUUAUGGAUUGUCAUGGAAACGUGGUGCUUCUUAUCAAGGAAUUCAAAAUGGUGGAUUUAUCAAAUUUACAGCCAACGUCAACCUUAGACGAUGUUGCUUACCAGAUUCAAUGGCAACACGAGACAGCCGAGACGGGAGUAAGCAUUGAAAACAAAGUAUGGCUUAUUAUUCCGGAUCAUUGUGGAUUCUCAGAGAUGUUUACCACCGUUCUUCCAAAGGAGGACCCAACAUUUGUAUUUGAAUUUCCCGAAAAGUCGUCCUUAUUCGAGAACACAUUCUUGGAAAUGUUUGAAAAAGCAAUGGAGGUGUUUGAAGCUGGAGGCUACAAGAAAGUUUGUAUCGUUAGUUUCCUACCGGUUGACAACCAUUCCUUGCUUCCAGAUUGGAGGAACUUUCAGCAAGCUCAUUACCAAGCAUUUGAGAGUUCUUUAUUAAUGCUUCAACGUGUUUUAGUUUCAGAACAUUCUGAAAGCAUUCAAUUUGUCUUGGUUACAUGCGCAUCAAUUGCUCUUGGCAUAAACCACGAUGAUAACCCUGCUUUUCCUUGGUCGAGUAGCCUGCUUGGUUUCCGACGAACACUUGCCGAGGAACUUACUUCGCCCAAGACAACCAUCAUUGAUUUGCCAAAAAAUCCAAGUGGCGCUGAUUUUCAUCUAAUGCUGAACGACCUCCAGGGACCGAAAAUUGCUGAAGAAAUUGUGUAUCGUGACGGAUUGAGAUACCUUAAUCAAAUUAAACGUUUGGAGAAUGCUAGUAUUACCUCCACAACGACUUCGGCGAAUGAGGCUAGCUCGACGAUAAUACCAGGAACAAACCCUGGCGAUCAAAGUUAUGGAGAUGAAAUUAGUCCCAAUGAAGUUUCUCUACAAGCAUUCAAGUUAUCCUUCGCGUCCGGUCAGGUCAGUCUUGUUGAAACGAAAAGAUCAAGUCCUUUGAACAACCGCGUUGAAAUGAAAGUGCUUCAAGCUUGUCCUUUUCUUAAACGAAUUUGGUCAACACCUUCUGAUAAAGCGGCUGUGUGCGGCCAACUGACAGAAGAGUAUCAAAAUUUUCCUGCUGGUGAAUUAGUGCUGACUGUCUGUGAUGUUUCAACGCUUGGAAACUACAUAACAGUGGAAGGGAAGUCCCUGAUAAAACUCGGAAGAAAUCUCACUGGACAAGAAGCUGCUGCGUUAGCCAUUCCAAUGGCUUUGUCAUUUUAUAUCCUUCAGGAACUCGUUUGUGACUGUGAUGGAAAGAAGAUACUAGUUUAUGCCGAGGAAGAUUUGUAUGCCUGUAUUUUUGCAAGUGUGGCGUCAGCUCUUGGUGCAUGUGCAGUGUGUGUGGCGGGAACGACUCAUCGGGACAAGUCUCAGUUUUCGGGUUUUGGGAUUACGCAUGUUGUCACGGAAUGUGAACUGCUUUUUGGGGAUGGUCAAAUCAAUGCUGAAAUCACAUGCGACCUUGCCUGCUUCCUGAAUAGGCCAAGUUCAGGUUUAAUUCAACACGUAGUGAAGCAUCUACGAGACGAAGGCAAAGUUAUCUCGAUAGUUAACAACCCAUUUGAUGGCUACCAUGUGUGCGUAUGUGGAAAUAUAAGUUUCCUGAGCGCAGAACUGGACGAAAUUACAAAUAAUGCAACGAGAUUUGAACAGCUUCUUACAGAUUGUAUUGAACUGCUCUCCGACAAAGGCUAUCUUGCCAAAUUAAAAGAAUUGCCCCGCCAUUCCACUCCAAUUUAUGAUAUGGUCUCAAAUUCACACGAAAAAGACGCUAAUAACUUGACCAACGAAUCUAGCUCUACCAACACCCUAGCACUGUCGAAAAUUUCGUUCGAAUGCGAGAAUGCGCGAGGAGAAUUCAUGUUUUCAAAACCGCCAUUUGACCCAAAAUGUUUAAAAGAAGACAAAAGUUAUUUGGUCGUUGGUGGAGUCCGCGGGUUCGGUUUCGAGCUUGUCCGUUGGCUGCUUCAAAAUGGCGCGAAAACUAUAAUCUGUACGGCGAGGUCGGCUCCGAGCGAAUCCAAGAUGGCGGAAGUCACGAGGCUCGAGCAAGAGACUGGGGCGAGAAUUCUUCUUCGGCAAGCGGAUGUGACGUCAUGGCAAGACAUGUUGGUGAUCGUGAGGGAACUUGAGGGUCUUCCAAGACUCGCGGGGAUCGUGUUUACGGCCAUGGUUCUUGAGGAUCAGAGGAUCAAAGACGCCGACCUCGAAACCUGCGCGCGUGUCGUGGCUACGAAAGUUCAAGGUAACGUAAUUUUUGUAUUUUAUCUGUAGUCAAAAUCUCCUUACCGACACCUCUCUGAUGCAGACAUCUCUCUAAUAUGAAUACCUUUCUAGUACGGACACCUCUCUAAUACACACAUAUCUUUAAUAUGAGCACCUCUCUAAUACAGACAUCUCUCUAAUACGAAUACCUCUCUAAAACGGACAUCUCUCUAAUACGAACACCUCUCUAAAGCGGACACCUCUCUAUUACGGAUACCUCUCUAAUACAGACACCUCUAUAAUACGAAUACUGCACUAAUAAGGACAUCUCUCUAAUAAGGACAUUAUUAUGACUCUAAUUAUUAAAAUUUCCUUCUAUUUUCAGGAAGUGUUAUUCUUCAUCAAUUAAGCCUGAACUUUCACCUGGAUUUCUUCAUAAUGUUUUCUUCCAUCACUGGUAUCAUAGGCAAUAUCGGUCAGCUCGCGUAUUCCGCAGCUAACACCUUCCUCGAUUCCUUAUGUGAAUAUCGCCGUAAUAAGCUUGGGUUACCCGCGCUAUCUGUGGCAUGGGGUACUAUGGGUGGUGCAGGGAUAUUGGAGAGAUCAAAGGAUAUCGCGAGCUUGUUUCAGAGCUACGGCUUUCGUAUGAUGUCAUGUAAGCAAGGUAGGGACAUGUGAUCGUCUGUCCUUGCAUAGUUUGCAUUUCUUCUUCUAUAAGGGAAUCCUUCCUGUACUUCUAGGGGGAACAGUUUAGAACUGAUAGAGCUAUUCAGUAUGAAUGAAGUUAGUUUAGUAACCAAUAACGGAUGACUCUUACUAGAGCUCUAGGGAAAACAGUUUAGAACUGACAGAGCAAUGAAUGAUUCCAGCGAAACACGAAAUUUUGAUCUGACAAGAAGAACGAAUCCAUUACCAUAGCUGGAAAGAGCAUCGUAAAAUGAGUAAAUAUGCAAAGUUUGGUUGGUUUUUACCGUGCGUAAUACAAAUAUAUACAAAAUUUGCGAACUUCACAGGGCUAUAUUUUCUUCAUUUUACAACAAUUACCAACCAAUCUUCGCAGUUUUACUCAUUCUAAGACGCUCUUUCUAGCUGUGGUGUUGGAUUUCGUUCUUCUCGCCCUGAUCAAAAUUUAGUCUGUAGCUGGAAUGAGCCAUUAAAUGAAGUUAGUAUUGUUUUGGUUUUCCCGUGUGGUAUAAGUCACCACGAAAGAUAAUACCAAACCUCUAAGAAGAACAGUUUAGAGCUGAUAGAGCUACCCUGUAUAUAAUCAUGAACUGUCUGUGUCAGUGUAGGUAGUGCCAAUAAUAUAAACAAGCUUUCGUUGGUUGGGAUGCAACUAUCUGAAAAAUAUAAGGAGAAUUUCGACGUGUCGAGCGAAGGGCAUUCGUCUGGAGUUACUGGUAUAUACUACUAUAUGAAGUUAAUUUUUUAAUCCACUUUGUUACACAGGACUCAAGUGUCUGGAACAGUUCCUCAUCCAGCAUCCUGACAAAUCACAGAUCAUUAUUUGCGACAUUGAUUGGUCAACCUAUCUCAAGAGCUCAGCAUAUAUCCUACACAGAUCACCUAGGCUUCAAUAUCUAAAUGAGGAAACACGCAUGCUUAAUAAACCCAAUGCCGUCGCGAAUAGUAUGACGUUAGAACAACUUGCUUACCUCGACCCAGGACAACGACGGAAGACCGUGGAAGACUUUAUCAGGAGGUUGCUGUCCACGUGGACAGAAGCUGAUUGUCACGAGGUUGAUUUGAACCUGGCACUGUAUAGAUAUGGUGUUGAUUCUAUUGGUGCAGCAAAUAUGAGCCUGCAAACACGGAAUGGUAUUGGAGCGAUUUUUGAGGUAGAGUGGGAAUACAGACAGUUCGCUAAUUGACCACUUGCGCAAUAGACUAAAUUUUGAUCUAGACAAAAAUUUCAUCACAGCUUGAAAGAGCAUCACAAAAUUAGUAAUAUUCCAAAGUUUCAUUGCGAAAUAUUGUAAAAUGCGGAUAAUAUAGCCUUGCGAAGUUUGCCGUUUUUCAGUCAUUUUAGAUUACAAACAGGAAAUUGACAGCGCAAUACCCUUUGGGGCUUUGUAAUCUAAAAUGACUGAAAAUUGCAAACUUCGCAAGGCUAUAUUAUCCGCAUUUUACAACAUUUCGCAACGAAACUUUGGAAUAUUACUAAUUUUGUGAUGCUCUUUCAAGCUGUGAAAUUUGUGUCUAGACUUGUUUAGAUCAAAAUUUAGUCUAUUACGCAAAUGGUCAAUUAUCAAUGCAAGAUUUUGGGUUUACUCAUUUAUUAAAUCUAAUCAGGAACAGUUGCGAAAAAUGCAACUAUAGCCCAGGUAGGAAUCGAAACUGCGGCCCUGUGAUUCCGGUGCAGUGCUCCAACCAACUGAGCUACAGAGGCCAGUUGUCGAGCUCUAACCACAAGUUCAUGUAUAUAACUAAGGUGCCUAAGGUGGUAUAUCACUAUCGUAAUAAUUAAUACGUUAGAGAUAUUCUUUCCUAGAUUAAACAUUCUAACAUAAUGUGUCUUUCAUUAAUGUCUUUCUUCUGUUUUCAUUCCUUUUCAGAUCUAUUACUUCAUUCAGCCUAAAACAACUGGAAUGAGAAUCAUCAAUGAUACUCUAGAACAAGUUCGUGAUUUCCAGCGUGAUGACCUCAACACAGUCCGUAUGGAAAGCGACUCAUCAAAACUGACAAAAAACUUGGAUGACCAAAACUUGGAUGAUCGUGUUAAGGUGGUUCCACUGUAUGUUCCUGAUGAUGCCUUGGUUAAGGUAUUCAUGAUGCACAGUAGUCAUAAAUCUGCGUUGGCAAAUGCUCCUUUUGCUGCUGGCUUUCGACGUCAGGUAGUGAAACCUCCACCUAGCUUACAUAAAACCUAGCUUACAUAAAACCUAGCUUACUUAAAACGACCGACUAUAGUUUACACUAUCAAAGUUUCUGUGAUCACAGUAGGAAUUUUGCAUAGGUAAAUUGAAGAAUUUGUAAGAAAUGUUUGAAGGAACUGAUUCGGUGUUAAACACUUAUUUACCAAAACAAAAUUCCUACUGUGAUUCAUGCAUAUAUAAUAUGAUAGCGUAAGCCAGUCUUUGGAAAUGGAAUUUGAAGUGGAGUUCAAAAAAGUUCAAGGCGUUGGUGGAUCGGAAUCAGAAUCAGAAUCAAUUUAUUUGCACUUAUUUCUAGCUUACAAAGAUAUUCAUUAUUAAUAUACCAUAUACAUAUAUUUACAUUAAAUUAUAAAACAAAAUAUUUAUGUCACAAGCGAAGAGUGCGUAUUGGCCAAAGGAGCAAACGCUUCGAGUUGGCCACUACCAUUAUGAAGUUAAUAGGAAAAGUGAACGGCACAACUGAUGUAGAAAUAAGUUAUAUUAAAGUGCCUAUGCGACAAUUUUUUUUAUGAUUGAAUAGCAAAGUUCAUUUAAAAUCAUAAUAUAACUUGUUUUCUAAAACUUUGUAUUCUUUCCUGUAUGUCAAGAUUUUCGACUUUGUUUGAUAUACAAAUGUGACUUAAAUGAUGUCACACUUCAUAAUGAGGUUUUAGAAAGAAAACGUUUCCUUGCCAAACAUGUGAUAAUUCCACUGACAUUGAAAGUGAUAUACUUUAAGAGCUAUCAAAGCCAUCAUUUCGUCUGUAAAUUUGAGAUAAUGAGAAUUUUAACAAGCUACAACACAGUCUUCUGUAAAACGCAUUAUGCAGCGUGACGUCUUUAAGUCACAUUUGUAUAUCAAACAAAGUCGAAAAUCUUGACAUACAGGAAAGAUUAAAAAGUUUUAGAAAACAAGUUAUACUAUGAUUUUAAAUGAACUUUGCAAUUCAAUCAUAAACAAAAUUGUCGCAUUGGCACUUUAAAGACAGUUAUGUUGGCAGAGAUAGCGUAAGUCCGGUAGUAUAAAAGAAACGGCAGACCAACGAUAGAGUAGCUGUAGCCUUGUGGUAAUUAUGAUAAGUGACCAUGAGUGAUGCCGGAAAUAGUCCUGUAGAGUAGGGACAAAGAAAAUAUUUAAGAAAAUAUGUGCUCGAAGUGCUAGUUAAGUGAUAUGGUGUUACCUGGCGAUUUAUUUUUUUUGUAUAUUAGGCUUGUCGUUUAUGUAUAUAUUCAGUUUUCGGGACGAAAACAAUAAGUGAAGGGAUAUUGUGGCGUUCAUAUGUGCAUACUGUAUUGAUGUAAAACUUAUAUUAUAGUAAUAGGAUUAAGCGGUAGAGACUUUGCUCUUUCCUGACUAUCUAGAGCUGUUGAUAGGUAAAUGACGUAGUUCCUUAUUUGGGAGAGUCUCCCACGGAGUAUGAUAUAUAAGAUUGUGUUUUAAGUUAAUAAAAGGUUCUCCAUUCUGGCCUUGAUUGCGAGCGCUUGUUGUGUACCAACGCAGCACGUUACACUAAACACACGUUUUAAAUAAAAUAUAAUGUAUGGUGUAUAUUUAUAGAUGGAUUGUGUAAAGAUAGAAUUGUGUUUGAAAAAAACAGCCGGAAGAGGAAAAACACAUUUGAAAGCGAAAUACUCACCACGUCCAAAGGUAUAGGUCGUUUUAAGCUAUAUGAUUUGGACUUUACUUUCUUGACAUUAGUCUGCUAUUUAUGUCAGAACUGCAACGGCUUAUUCAAGGAGAGAGAUGGUGGACCUCCCCCAACGGUCUUCAGACCGUUCUCAUGAAAAGUGCAAAUCCGACAAGAUAUUGGGGGAGGUCAGGUGAGGUUAGCAACAAUCAAGUCCAAUUAAAACUCCCAAGCCGUAGAUAGAUCGCGUUGCAUAAUUAUCUGAUAUUAAACCUGUAUCAGAAUGCUGGAAAUGGCCUUUCAUGCCCUAGAACUCCAAAAUUUUCUAGGAGGAACAUGCCCCCUAACACCAGCUGGUGGUCCGUGGAUUCACCACUGACUGUUCCUCCCUCCAGAAAAUUCCGCCCUGGCUACGCCACUUCAGAUCUGUUCUAAUUCUACACAGGGAUUUGCAUUUACAAAGUAGACAAAAUCAACAAAUAUUUGUAGGAAGAAUUAAGCCUUAGAAGCUAUUUGUUAAUGAGAUAAGUCAGAUAAACACCGUGAACUUCUUUUCAUAACAUUUACAAGCUAUGCUUACAGAAUUCAUUACAAGGCGCAAUAAUUUAGAAUAAUUGAAAACUAUAAGUCACCUACGGAUACCUACACAGGGCUUCAUUUAGCAUAAAUGCCUUCUUCAAUAAGGUUAAGUGUGAAGAUCUUUUCGGAUUUACUAGUGUUGUCUAUGACGUCAUUUAUGCUAGAUAGAGUCCAGUAGUUGUUAAAUUUUAAAUUAGUAGCAUUAACUAUGGUCUAGUUCUUUUUGUUUUGAUAUAUAAUAGACCUUUCCCGAAUUUGCUUGAGUGCACACAAAACAAUAGCAUGUAAUUGAGGCGGGCAAUGCAAACCAUUGUUCUAUAGGCAGUUUACAUUUCCCACCUCAAUUUCAGGCUAUUGUUUUGUGUGUACUCAUGCAAGCAAAUUCGGGAAAGGUCUAUUAAUUUAUGUUACAAUUUUAGCCUGGCUUUGAAGAUUUUGCGCAUCGUACAUGUAUUCCCCUUUUGUGUAAAUGCUUUUCCUUCUAAAAUAAUAGCUAAUAUUGUGUUUUUUUUAUUAGUUUACGUAAUCACGGCACCUGAGGGCGACAGAAUCUAUGACAAAAAGCAUACUUGCUUCUUCUGCCAUAAGGAAUAUUCUAAAAUUGCGCGGCAUCUGGAACAAGUACAUGGAGAAGAGGAAGAAGUUAAAACAGCCCUCAAAUACGACCCAAAUGAUCCCAAGCGGGUAGAACAAUUUGAGAAGUUGUGCCGGAUGGGCAACUUCAAUCAGAACAUGAAGGUUUUAGACAUUAAUGAAGGCGAACUAAAAGUCGUGAGACGCCCCCCUGCAAACGCUAAAGUCAAUCCAAAGGACUACCUUCCAUGUAAGUUUUGCCAUGGCUUCUUUUUGGACAACGAACUGUGGAGGCAUGCUCCAAAAUGCAAAUUUAGAAAUGAGGAAACAGAGUCAUCGUCAAAGCGGAUGAAAUAUGAUGGCAAAUUUAUGCUAGCAGCUGGCCAGUUUCCUUCGGGAUGUACCAAGUUACUAUCGGAAAAAGUUGUUUCCAAAAUGGCAUGUGAUUCCAUAAGUCUAAUUGUACAAAGCGACGAAACUAUUUUGAAACUUGGCGCCCAACUACUGGAAAAGAGAGGAACUGAAAAAGCAACGGAAGUGUCGCAAAAGAUGAGGCUUCUUGGUAGGGUGGUCCAGGAGGGACGUAAAUUGGUUGGUACAAUUGAGGUGACACUGAAGGAACUUUUAAAGCCCGGCCAUUUUGACAAACUGAUAGACUGUGCACGAAAUAUGGCAGGAUUCGAAGAAAAUGAUGGCUCAUCGUCGAAAAAAAGUUUUAAGGCCCCCGGUAUAGCUGUCCACUGUGGAUAUGAGAUAAAGAGGGCAGCAGUGAUUAUACGGUGCCAAGCACUUAGAGAAAUGGACAUGAAGAAAAGGGAUGAAAUCGAUGUCUUCCUACAGUUAUUCGAUGCCGAAUGGCACAACAAAGUGACGACGCCAGCAUUAAACAAUUUAAGCUUAAAGAAGAACAACAAGCCUGAUGUCCUUCCGCUCACCGAUGACCUUCUUGCAGUGAGAAACUACGUCGUAGGAAGAAUUGCUGUUCUCACAGCAACGAAGGAUAACUGGAGAGAGUUGGCAGAGGUCACCCUUUCCAGGAUGAUCAUGUUCAACAAGAGACGAGGUAAAUAUUAUCAUUGUUAGUGAUUGACCGAUAAUCGGUAUUGGUAUCGAACCGAUUUUUGCCUUAUCGGUAGCCAAUCGGCAUCGGUAGUAUCAUAUGUAUUUCCUGAUUGUGUAAAACCGAUUGUUGAGAAUAUUCACACUGUAAAAAGUAUAUACAUCGCGCGUUGAUGCACGCACAACGAGGCAUUGAAUAAAAAUUACAAAUAUAUACCUUUGGACAAUGUUUACAAGAACAUGUUUACCAGUAAUAUACCAACAUUUACCCGAACUUUUAAUCAUUCUAAUUUCUAACUAAAGCCUGUUUGUAGUCUGUUUUAGGCUUUAAUUAAAAAUGUCUAGACAAAUUUUAAAUCCUUGCGUAACCACAUUAAAGAUAAUUAAAUGAAUGACGUCACCUUUAUUCGAUCAACUAAUCAUAUUAUGACUUCAUUAAAAAUCGGUAUCAGGUAAGAGUGAUGCAUGAAUAAUCGGUAAUUCCUGAUUGUCACAGAAUCGGUCAAUCACUAAUCAUUGUUACUCAUUUUACCAAUAUCGGAUGAAACUCAGUGUACUGUCCAAAAUGAUCAAGACUCAAGUCAAUGUUAUCUAUCUAAGCCGAAGGCGGAUAAUAUUGGCCAUAGGCUGAAUUAUUAUGGAUGUUUUGCACGGCCCAGCUUAUUAAUAAAUUCAGCAAAAAGAAUACUUGGUCCCAUGUCAACAUUUAUUUUAGAUUGUACUGUGACCAAAUAUAAUUUCCCUUAUACAGUAGGCUUCGUCCCAAUUGCACGUAAACUAAGAAAUUGAUAUUAUUUGUUCAUUUAAGGGGGUGAAACUGCCAAAAUGACGGUCGAGACAUUUGUAUCACGGCCAAAUUGGAACAAUAUCCACAACAAGGAAAUCUUCCAGUCACUCUCACCAAGUGAGCAGCAACUUUGCAAACGGUAUGUAUAUAAAUUUAAAGGCUAACACAUGUUUUCAUAUUUGAGGAACUAAUUUAGUCUAUUUCUCAAAAUGACGUUUACCUCCAAUGCCACAAUCGUACGUAAAAAUAAUCAUUGGUAGAAAUAAUGAAUUGACAAAAAUUUACCAAACGCAACAAAAUAUGACAGUUACAAAAUGAGAAGUGUGCAGGCUCUUUGACAAUAACGCAACUAAUCACAAGACUUUAUUGAUACAAGUAAAUUGUCUCUAUUUUGUACAUGUCCUAAGCUGAACUUGUUUUUGUUUAAGCUUCGACCUGGUAGAAGUAGUUGGAAAAAAACGACGGAAAGUUCCGGUGAUUUUAACCGAAGAUGUUAAGUGGCUGUCUCAGUAAGAACCAUGCAGAGAGUUUCAGGUUGAAAAUUAGAUUUCCUUUAUAUUUUUACCAUGAACUACCUUUGUCCUAAAAGGUAUUAAACUAUUACUAGAAUUUCUAAAUUUUUCUUUUUUUUUGAGUUAUGACGAAUUUUUGUCUGGACGUCAGCGACAUUGAAUUUGACCCCAGAAUUUUGGAGAAUUUUGGAGAAUUUUGGAGAAUUGGCAGAAUUUUUGUCCUUUCAUGCAAACGAUUCAAUUCAUCGUAUAAAACGAUCUUAGUUGCAUUGACAUUGACUACGGCUGCGACGUAUACUGAGAUCUGUCCUUUAUCUUUACUUUAAUCUAUACAGCAAUAAUAAUAAUUUUACAGUAGUUUGCAGCUAAUUGCCAUUCUGUGAAUAACUUUCAACUUCAAUUGGUAUUUUUCAGCAAAUUUGAUUUGUCUCAUAAUAGUACUUAGUAGUAUAAAUUAUAGCAAUAAAAAAUACAUAACAUCGUAGUUUGCAUGCAGCGUUUUUGGUAUUUGAUUUGGGUUAACGAUACUGUUCCAGGUUCCACACACUCACAGACCAAGAACAAUGACAUCUCUCGACAUGUCCAAGUUAGUCUGGGAGUAUUUGUCCGCACCUGCACAAUUUAGUUAUUUAUUUGGAAACAUGUGCAUUGCCCAAUCAUGGAUGAUAUUUUAUAUAAUCAAUUUAAGCAAAGCUAUGAAUUGCGGUUAAUGGAGUAAUAUGUUCUGAAGGCUCUAUCUGCCUGAGGGUGUUUUCAGUCUGCCAAAGCAUCUGCGUCACAACAAUUAAUCCGUACCAGGUACGUACAAGGUCCAAGUACCUUGGCAGAACAAGGGAACCGUUUUCUAGCCCUGUUAAUAUUACAAAAUAUCUGAUAAAUAUCGAACUUUGGCUGCUAAGCAUGUGAACAACUGAUGCAAACUUGGGAUUAACCAAUCAGAAAUUAUCCUGAAGGUUUUUUCCUUCACGUGCAUACGUACAAUGGCCCCCUCUUUGCGCAAGGACUUUUGAUCGCAAUGUCAACGUGCACUGCUCAUUCGCAAGACUUUAGCCAGUGCGUUAACAUCUCUGGCAAAAUUUUUGGCUAAAAUUUAAGGGACCAAACCUUGGCAAAGAAGUGGAAAUUUAAAAAAAACAACAGACCAAUCUUGGAACAAAUGGCAAAGCAAUGCGCAAGAUCACAAGUCCAAGGACGACGCAGUUUCCCUGAGACGUACAAGAUCCCAUGCAUGCAUGCAGUGUUCCAGAACCAGAAUGUUGCCGCUUGCAAUCCACGUUCUGUGACCUCAAACGGAGUGAAUUCGUUCCAUAUUGUUUAUAUACUUCUCUAAUAUAACGUUCUUGAAUUUACUGCUAUAUUACACUAUUAAUAUAUAACUUUAUCUCGCUCUUCUGCUGUCCAACAUGAGUCACAAUUUGUAUUGUAUUAGUACGCUAUGCAUUCGCGCCUACUCAAGGUUACGUGCUAUCCUAUUAUCUCCAGUUGCAUGCUAUUGCUACUUUGUUUAAUUUAAUACCAUACAAACAAGACACGUAAUUAACUGCAUAUUUAGAUUAAUAUUGUAUGCGAAUUUGUGUCGCAUCCGCUAUUCGCUCAGGCGGGAACUAUUUUGGAAUAUCUUAGGCUAGAUCUGUUAUAACAGCUGUAAUACAGCCUUAUCGUACUGCUACUUUAUACACACGAGUCACGAUUCAUAAUGCACUGUUUGCUGCAUUUCACUUAAUUUCCUGUGCACAAGUCUUAACACAGUUCUAUAGCUAUUAUUGAUACUUUGUAUCAUGCCAGCCAUACGAACAACAUGUAUUCAACUACAAAAAAUUACACGCAGUACAAAGACGUGGUUUUUCUUGUUAUAUGAGGAUGGUUUGUCAUAAUAUAAGGACGGUUUUAUUAUCCUAGUUGCAAGGACGGUUUAUCCUAGUUAUAAGGACGGUUUAUCCUAGUUAAAAUGAUUGAGAUGUUCAUAUAUAAACCGACCUCACCAGAACCCAACUAGAAAGGUUAUGCUGUAGCAAAUUAAAUGUUUUCUUUGUGCAGAUGUAUAUUUUGUUACACUAUACACCAUACAUAUACCAUGGCUUACACACAGCUUUAUCUUACUUUCCUUAAAUUCAAGCCACACAUGGCUGUGUAUUUACUAAGAACUAUGGUGCUAUUGUGACUUGUGAGUCGAAUAACUCGAAAAACUGCAUCUGCGUCGCAUCACGAGCUAUGUAUAAUAAGAUUACUCAGUUAUUUUUCAUUAAUCUCGCUGGGGAAAAUCCCGCACUUUUGGAGUGUCAUAUAACCAAUUUGCGCAAUAGUUUUACCCUACACAUAUCAUAUACACGGCGUAUAUAUAUAAACACGUCAUUUUAGUUGACCUGCAUCUGGGAACGAAGGCGGACUUAUGGCCUCAUUAAUAUCAUUAUCGAGAC